Molecule: messenger RNA, 750 nt
Organism: Necator americanus (New World hookworm)
Lineage: Eukaryota; Metazoa; Nematoda; Chromadorea; Rhabditida; Ancylostomatidae
Exons: 9
Coding region: 1-750 (249 amino acids)
Source: RefSeq, a predicted model, not a curated record
AUGGUAUUCUGGAUAUUAUGUCGAAAUAUAUGCAUAGCAGAAAGGAUAUUAUCCUAUGUCAGAUGGCUUCGAUGGGGAUUAAUGGCUCAUACAGGAUUCGUUCCCACCGCAUCAGAUGAUGCGAUUGAGGUUGGAACUCUUUCGUCGCCUAAUUACUUUCUCUUUCGGCCGAGCUGCUCCUCCAUUCGAAUGGAUAAUUCAAUCGAUGACAAUUCGAUGACAAUUUCAAUGUGGGGCGUCCAUAGAACACACGGAGAAUUCAAAGAGGUGGUUACGAGCGACGAGCGACCACCACCUUCGCACGGGGGCCCCAAACAUCGCCGACGACUAGUAGUUAGUCGACUGGCCGGUGAUCAUUUGCAAUCAUUCGGUCUGCUACAAUCUUACUUGGCUCAUCGAAUUGAGGAGACGAAAAUAACGAUACGUGACAUGUCCGAUUACCAUGCGACCAAAGGAAAGAAGAAUUACAAGAGAAUUCAUGAUACCACCAUGUCGUCAGCAGAGGUGCUACGUGGUUCAAUACAACCACUCGGCAUAAACACAUCCAUGAAUAUUCAGCGAAGUGAGAACACACCAAGCGUCGGAUCGAAUAUGUCGUCGUUCCUACAAAACGGUCAAGAUCGAGUCCCCAUCGACCGACCACUAUUUGUUAACACAUCCAUGACUGCACAGAACAGAAUCGACUUGUACCGACGACUUGACGAUCCACCACAGGACAGCGAACCAGCGCUACUAUUCCGACUUCCUUAG